Carassius gibelio (silver crucian carp) is the source of this 5367-nucleotide messenger RNA. It is a transcript of the gene acvr2ba, whose product is annotated as activin A receptor type 2Ba. Gene Ontology annotation, molecular function: activin receptor activity; activin binding; ATP binding. Gene Ontology annotation, cellular component: plasma membrane; activin receptor complex. Gene Ontology annotation, biological process: activin receptor signaling pathway; cellular response to growth factor stimulus; protein phosphorylation. The transcript has 10 exons. The record is from RefSeq and is a predicted model, not a curated record. Bases 367 to 1899 code for a protein of 510 amino acids. Lineage: Eukaryota; Metazoa; Chordata; Actinopteri; Cypriniformes; Cyprinidae.
GAAGCCAUUUUGGACUCAGUUCAGUUCCGUGCAUGUCAGAAUCGAACCCUGUUCAUCCAUUCUCGCUCUUGCACGGGAAAAUCUUCACACACGAACGGGAUUUGAGAAGAAAUCGCCGGUUAUUCCGCACCGGAAGGCGUUUCUGUUGGAAUAGGCGCUUUUCCUGAUGGAUUUGCGCAUGUGUUAAAGUUUGAUUAAAGCCCGAUCGGUGGGUGGACAUCAGGCCGACGGUCGCUCGGGCUCGUGCAUGUGUGUUUGUGUGUGUGCACAUGUGUGUGUGCGUUUCCCCGAUCGUUUUAAAUGUGUGCAAAGCAGAAAACACUGAAAAGGAGAAAAACCGGGGUGCUUUUGUGUCACUAGAGGAAUAUGUUCGCUUCCUGGCUGACUUUUACACUUCUUCUGGGAACUUUCAGUGCAGGCCCCAGUCAUGCCGAGGUGGAGACGCACGAGUGUUUGUACUUCAACAUUAACUGGGAGGUGGAGAAGACGAACCGCAGCGGCGUGGAGCGCUGUGAGGGAGAGAAGGACAAGCGCUCGCACUGCUACGCCUCGUGGAGGAACAGCUCGGGCAGCAUCGAGCUCGUCAAGAAGGGAUGCUGGCUAGACGACUUCAACUGCUACGACAGACAGGAGUGUGUGGCCACCGAGGAGAACCCGCAGGUGUUCUUCUGCUGCUGCGAAGGAAACUUCUGCAACGAGAGGUUCACACACCUGCCUGACGUCAGCGGUCCAGUGAUCGAGCCGCCUCCGGACGCUCCGCUGCUGCUGAAUCUGCUGCUGUGUUCUCUUCUGCCCGUCACGAUGCUCUCUCUGAUGCUGCUGCUGGGUUUCUGGAUGUACCGGCACCGCAAGCCUCCGUACGGACACGUGGACAUCAACGAGGAUCCGAGUCCGUCUCCUCCGUCUCCUCUGCUGGGUCUGAAGCCUCUUCAGCUGCUGGAGGUUAAAGCUCGAGGACGCUUCGGCUGCGUCUGGAAAGCUCAGAUGAUGAACGAAUACGUAGCUGUGAAGAUCUUCCCCAUUCAGGACAAGCUGUCGUGGCAGAACGAGCGGGACAUGUUCUCCACGCCGGGCAUGAAGCACGAGAACCUGCUGCGCUACAUCGGAGCCGAGAGACGCGGAGCAAACCUGGAGACGGAGUUCUGGCUCAUCACAGAGUUUCAUGAGCGGGGUUCGCUGACGGAUCAUCUGAAGGGGAACGUGCUGAGCUGGAUGGAUCUGUGUCACAUCGCGGAGACCAUGGCCUGCGGUCUGGCGUAUCUUCACGAGGACGUGCCUCGCUGUAAAGGAGAAGGUCCUAAACCGGCCAUCGCUCACAGAGACUUCAAGAGCAAGAACGUGAUGCUGAAGGCGGAUCUGUCGGCGGUGUUGGGGGACUUUGGGCUGGCGGUGCGCUUCGAGCCGGGGAAGCCUCCGGGAGACACACACGGUCAGGUCGGGACGCGCCGCUACAUGGCUCCUGAGGUGCUGGAGGGGGCCAUUAACUUCCAGCGGGACGCUUUCCUGCGGAUAGACAUGUACGCCGUGGGACUGGUGCUGUGGGAGCUGGUGUCACGCUGCAAAGCUGCAGACGGUCCUGUAGACGAGUACAUGCUGCCGUUCGAGGAGGAGAUCGGCCAGCAUCCGUCUCUGGAGGAUCUUCAGGAUGCGGUGGUUCAUAAGAAGUUGCGGCCAGUGUUUAAGGAUAUUUGGCUCAAGCAUUCAGGUCUGGCGCAGAUGUGCGAGACGAUCGAGGAGUGCUGGGAUCACGACGCCGAGGCGCGGUUAUCAGCCGGCUGCGUAGAGGAGCGAAUCUCUCAGAUCCGCCGCCUGAUGAACGCCACUACCUCAGACUCCCUCCUUUCCACAGUCACCUCGCUCACCAACGUGGACCUGCCGCCCAAAGAGUCCAGCAUCUGACCCUCAGAGGAUCCCGAACCACAUCCAAGCAGCUGCUAUUUUAUCCUAACAUUUUUUUAACUUUAUUAUUAUUAUUGUUGUUAUUAUUAUGGUUAUUUUUCUGAUCGGACCAGUAACUUACCAGCACACUUCUCUACUGUAUUUUUAUCAUCAGAGCAAACGCAGAAGAUUUUUAAACAUGCAUUCAGGUGCCGACAAAUGAAUGCUCACGUACCUCGACGUUUAAUUUCUGCCGAUUCCGUUGGUUUUUCUCGCUCAUCAUCUUCUGGUUUUUCCGUUGGGGUCGCCCUGCGACGAGCAACCAGUUCAUCUGAAGAUUUAACAGUGCUGCAAAACCCCGCGAGGAUCAUUAAGACUGUUACACGCGCAACCAGACCUCCUCGCCGGGAUUUCACUUUCCUAUUCCUCUUUUUCCGACAGUGUGCUAUUCAAAAAGUACGGAAAACGUGUCUUUUACGGAACUAACGGGUGUUGAGGAACACAAUUAGAAAAGACAUCUGGACUAAUUCCUUUCUUUCUUUCUUUCUUUCUUUCUUUCUUUCUUUCUUUCUUUCUUUCUUUCUUGUUUGGGUUUUAUUUGGUGGUGACUGUGAACGGAUUGGUGGGCUUUUAUCGACUGGAUAUGGCUGGAAACUCUUGCAUGUGGAAAUAUGGGAGGUUUGGUACGGAAAUCUUUCUCAGGUAUCCAGUGUCAAGGGUCCAUGACUGCCUUUCCCACAUCAUUAUAGGACAGAGAGAAAUAUAACGGUGCCCUGAUGAAUUUAACACUAAAACAUGCAAGACGUGUGUGUGUGUGUGUGUGUGUGUGAGAGAGAGAGAGAGUGUGUGUUUAGUGCUGAGAGUUUGUUGAAAAUAGAAAAAAAUGACCAUGAUAAGUUUGGCCCGUGCGGCUGUAUGAACGCAAAUGUUGGUUUUCCCUGUCUAGCUUCUCUUGUAAUAAUGCAACAUGUGUUUUGUGCGUCCGCAGUAAAGGACUGAAUCCUCGCCUGGGUCAAAUUCCGGGUCAAAACACCUCAAAAUCAAAGGAAAAGAAAAUAAGAAAUAAUGUUUGUUGUAAAUAAGAGUUUUUUUAGGCGCAUUAAUUGUGGCAUUAUAAUUAAGCACAUUUUCCUUUAUAUUCUCAUGAUCGUAAAGCAGUUUAUUUCUGAUAAUUUCAUCAUCCUCAGUGUUAUUUCAUUACUGCAAUACUUUAAUUUAUGAUGCGUUUUACCCAAAACUUCUAAUGAACAUAAUGCAUCCAAUUUUAUUGUUUAUUAUUAUUAUAUAUUUUUUUGUGUGGUAAUUCUCAAUUGUUCUCUAUAUUGACUACAUAAAUUCUUAUAUAAUAAUUUAAACUGAUUUUAAUAAAAACAAAAAAAAAUUGUUUUAAUCAGUACAGGCAGUACAACAAAUAUUAAAUUAUAUUAAAAAAUAUUACCCUCAAUUCUCAUGACUGAAAUGCAUCCCUGAAAUGAGAUCCCAAUUUUAUUUUAUUUUUAUUAUUAGUAUUAUUGGUAUUAGUUUUGUAAUUAUAAUUUUCCAUGUUGAGGUCUCAAAAUCUUAUUUUUACUUUUUUUAUUAUUAUUAUUUUAUUUUUAUUUUUUUUGGUAAUUCUAAUUAUUCUCAAUUUUCAAAAUUGUUAUUACUAUAAUAUAAAAAUGAAUCCUGGUUUUAAUUAAAAGUACUGAAAAACAACUACUGAUUAAAAACAUUUCUAAAUUAUCAUUAUUUUUAUUUUUAUUUUUUGGUAAUCACAGUUUUUCUCAAUUCUGAUUCUAAUUAUUAAUGUAAUAGAAUGAAGAUGAAUUACGUUUUUAAAAAGCAGUUCAGGCAGUCAACAAACACUGCAAUCUAAGUAUCAACAAAGAUAUUUUUUUAGGGAAAUGUGCUUAAUUGUUGCGAAAAUAUUAAAUAAUGCAAAACAUCUAAAUGUAGGCAAAAGCGAAGUACAAUUUCUUAUUUUUUUCUUUGACUUUGAGCUGAAAUAUAACCCUGUUUUAAGCGAUUCCUCCCUGGAAGUGUUUGGUUUUGUGUGUUUUGGUCUGGUCCCUUCAUGUAUUACCUCUUUCUAACAGGGACCAAAUCUUAGAUCUGACCUCCAACGAUGUUGAGACUUCUGUUCGGGGCUUAAAAUUAUCAGAAUGUCAAACUUCACUCUGUCCAGGUUACGUUUGACUCAUUAGCAAAGACAAAAAACCCAAGAAUGGUAUUUAUUUUGUCUUAAGAGUGGCUAGUAAUCCACGUUUCCAUAUGCCAUAGCUCAAGAGUGAAUUUCCACAGUGCUGCUGCUGUUUGGAUGAAACGUUGUGAUAUUUUCUGUAUCUUCUCAGUAAAGUUCAUCCUCCGAUGCAAACGCGCGUCACCAGACAUUCAAAAGGCUUCCGAGACGAACGAGCGCAACUCUAAACAAUAAAAUUAGUCGUGAAAGGACAAAAAAAAUAAUUAUUAACGCUAUUGUUCAUGAACCACAGACCACCUCAGACCAGAAAUACCUCAGAUUUUCUACGUGUUUGACUUCUGUUAUAUAUUUUGUUAGUUGUGUUGACUUGUAGUAAGUAUAUUUUGAUGUAAGUUGGCUUUUAUGAUUAGGAAAGAUGUUUUUGGAGAAGUAAAAAGAAGAAAAAAUACAAAAAAAAAAAGAAGUGCUACUAAGUUGUGUUGUAUAAACGAUGUAAAUAGCUGUAAACAGUUGUAGAAUCGUGCUGAAACAGGGCAUUAUUCUUCUUAUUCUUCUUCCUGUCUCUGACUUCACGGGACAUUGAACCUUAAACGUUUGGCGCUUCUUCCAAAAAUUUGAUUGUAUUUCCCUAUUUUUACUUGCACAAUUUUUUUACCUAACCCUUGUGUGAUGUUACGAGGGACAAAAUUGAACCUAUCGUUCAAAAGAAACCUUAAAGGGAUUAAAGUUCACCAAAAAUGACAAUUCGGUCUUUUACUUUUUCUCAAGUUAUUAAACCUGCAUGACUUUAUUUCUUCUGUUGAACACAAAAGAAGUUAUUCUGAAGACCUAAAAGUUGCCUGUAGCCAUUGACUUCCACAGUAUUUUUUUCCCUUCAAUGAAAGUCAAUGGCUACCUUACAUCCUUAAAAAUAUUGUUUUCAUAACAUGAUUUUUGGAAACCAAACAAUUGUUGGUAGCCAACUACUACUUUUCAACUACGAAAGUCGAUGGCGACCUUUAGCUAUUUGAUUCCCAACAUUCUUCAAAAUAUCUUAUUUGAAAAAUGUUGGGAACCCCAAAAAUUGGCCGUAGCGAUUGCCUUCCAUAGUAUCUAUAUAUUUUCUUUCAAACUAUGGAAGUCAAUGGCUACCGUCAACCCCAGAGCACCAUCUUCUGUCAUUUUUGGGUGAACUGCCUCUUUAAGAAUUGACUGUGAACCCAACGCUUACCAAAUGACCUCGACCAAAUUUUACCAGUGAUUUCACAAAGAUUUUCAGGGCCAAAUGAAGGUUCGGUGUCCCGAACGUUUGUGCCAUUUCUCUGCUCUCU